AUGACGAGUGACAUUGCCCUUUCAAAAGGCGCAUUGAAGGGAAUUCUUUCUAAGUCUGAAAAGCAUAAAUAUGAGGGUAAACCGUUGAUAGUUCAAGUGACAAAUGUUAAAGUUAUUGAAAACCCUGAUAGCGCGACUGGCGGUGCUACUAGAAGAUACAGAGUAUUAUUGAACGAUGGACUAUAUACUUUACAUGGAUUGAUUGCUCCUGAAUGCGUUCCUUAUUUAGAGAGUAAAAGCUUGAGAAAACUUUCUAUUAUUCAAAUUAAUGAGUAUACCUUGGCGACCACGCAAAAGAGAAUUAUUCUUAUUAGCGGCGUAGAGCUUUUAUCAAACAACAGCGAAAAGCCAACUGUUCCAUUGAUUUCCUGCGAUAACUAUUUUGCCGAACAUCCGGAGGAUGAUGAUUUGCAAUUGAACUCUACGAGCAGUAAGAGUCUGGUGUCGAGAACUGUCUCUCCCGCACCGAACUCAAAUUCCAAUAUGAAAAGAUCUCAAAACAACAUAAACGAAAGACCAGUCAACCCAAUCGAACUGCUUUCACCAUAUCAAAAUAAUUGGACUAUAAAAGCCAGAGUUUCAUAUAAAGGAGACAUAAAAACUUGGUCGAAUGCUAGGGGCGAAGGAAAGCUAUUCAAUGUGAAUUUUUUGGAUGAAUCAGACGAGAUAAGAGCUACAGCAUUCAACGAAGUGGCAGAUACCUGCUAUAAGCUUUUAGAGGAAGGAAAGGUAUAUUAUGUUAGCAAAGCUAGAAUUCAACAAUCCAAGCCUCAGUUUUCACAUUUGUCUCAUCCAUAUGAAUUGUCGUUAGAUAAGGACACAGAGAUAACUGAGUGUUUUAAUACCUCUGAUGUCCCAAAGCUUCAUUUCAAUUUCGUGAAGUUGAGCCAAAUCCAAGACUUGGAGCCAAAUGCUAUUGUCGAUGUUAUUGGGGUUUUGAAGGAAGUAAAUCCGGUUUUUCAAAUAACAGCAAAAUCAACUGGAAAGGCCUUUGAUAGGCGUAACAUUACUAUUGUUGAUGAAUCUGGUUUUGCUAUUGUGGUAGGUUUAUGGAAUACAACUGCGGUGGACUUCAAUGUCGAGGAAGGGUCAGUGAUUGCAUUCAAGGGAUGCAAAGUUCAGGACUUUGGAGGGAGAUCUUUGACUCUUACACAAGCAGGAUCCCUUCUUGCUAAUCCUGAUGUAUCUGAGGCUUAUAGCUUAAAAGGAUGGUAUGAUAAUCAAGGAGUUAAAGAGAACUUCAAGACUUUAAAAACGGAAUCUUCGAGUUCUAAUCAAUUUAGCAACAGAAAACUUAUAGGGCAGGCUCAAGAUGAAAAUCUUGGAGUAUCUGAGAAACCUGAAUAUUUCAGUAUCAAGGCAACCAUUAAUUUUCUCAAGACGGAAAAUUUCUGCUACCCAGCUUGUAACAAUACCAUCCAAGGUAGUUCCUCGCAGCCGGCUCAACAAAAUACAACUUGCAACAGAAAAAUCAUUGAAUUAGGAGAUGGCUCCUGGAGAUGUGAAAAAUGUGAUUUGACAUUUAGUGAACCUUUCUAUAGAUAUAUUCUCAAUUGUUCAGUUAUGGAUGAGUCUGGCCAAAUUUGGAUUACAUUAUUUGAUCAAGAUGCAAGGAAAUUAUUCGGAAUGUCAGCAGGGGAAUUAUUAGUUUUAAAAGAAAAGCAAAACAAUCAGGAAAGCAAUGAAUUCCAAGAACUCACUAAUGAAAUAACAAUGAAAGAGUUCAACUUUCGAAUCAAGGCGAGACAGGACACUUAUAAUGGAGCAGUAAGGGUUAGAUAUCAAUCCGUUGGCCUCAGUGAUGUUGAUUUUAAUGCCGAAGCUGAGCACAUUUGUUCGGAGUUAGAUUCCUUACUAUUUUAA
This is a messenger RNA of Priceomyces carsonii, 1863 nucleotides long. RefSeq names its product replication factor A subunit protein (gene RFA1). The record is from RefSeq and is a predicted model, not a curated record. NCBI's taxonomy places the organism in Eukaryota, Fungi, Ascomycota, Pichiomycetes, Serinales, Debaryomycetaceae. The transcript has a single exon. Bases 1 to 1863 code for a protein of 620 amino acids. Gene Ontology annotation, cellular component: nucleus; DNA replication factor A complex. Gene Ontology annotation, biological process: meiotic cell cycle; nucleotide-excision repair; DNA replication. Gene Ontology annotation, molecular function: damaged DNA binding; single-stranded telomeric DNA binding.